Molecule: messenger RNA, 2303 nt
Organism: Ziziphus jujuba (common jujube)
Lineage: Eukaryota; Viridiplantae; Streptophyta; Magnoliopsida; Rosales; Rhamnaceae
Product: probable pectinesterase/pectinesterase inhibitor 35
Exons: 2
Coding region: 51-1793 (580 amino acids)
Biological process (GO): cell wall modification
Molecular function (GO): pectinesterase inhibitor activity; pectinesterase activity
Source: RefSeq, a predicted model, not a curated record
GUUCAAGCAUCCUCAUCUCUCUCUCUCUCUCUCUCAAAAGCUAGCCAAGCAUGAAGAUAAUGCUAAGCUUCUUCUCCAAUGGAGAACAAACAAGCAAACACAAAAUCCUUCCAUUUUUCAUCUUCUUAGCUACACAAUCCUUAUUAUGUUCAUCCAUUUUAUCUAACCCAGUUCCUUCAUCACUCUCCAACUUCUCCAAGUUUCCCGGAAAAUUAUCAUCCGCAGCAACCAUUUUCUCAGCAUGCAAACACACCCCUUAUCAAGCAGACUGUGAAUCCUCAUUAGUCUCAUUCAAAUCCAUCAAUCACAAUAAUCUUCCAAAAAACCACAAAGAUGUCUUUGAUAUCUCAGUCCAAUUCACCAUGGAAAAAGCUCGUUCUGCUAGAGCUCUUGCAUACAACAUCACUCUAUCAGAAAGAAAGUUCCAUGCUCAGUUCAACGGCGGUGGUGGCAUCACCGACUGCCUCGAACUUCUCGACGACAGCGUCGACCUUCUCGCCAAAGUCAUGAUCAGCAGCCGCCAUGGCUAUGUUGAUGGUGAUCAUGGUGAUGGUGAUGAUGUCCAUACAUGGCUCAGUGCUGCUCUAACCAAUCAACAAACAUGUCUCGAGAGCCUUGAAAGGUACCGGAUUAAGGAUGAGAAAGGUGUGAUGGAGGCGAAUUCACAAAGUUUGAGCAAAUCCGUAAGCAACUCUUUGGCUCUCUACCUUUCUAGUGCUAAACCUUCAAACCCUAGCAAUGGUGGCCGGCGACGACGGAGAUUGUUGUCGUCGGGGAAUUUUCCGACGUGGGUUUCGGCCGCUGAGAGGAAACUUCUUGAAACUCCUGUGGGAGAGAUAGAAGCUCAUGCUGUUGUGGCUAAAGAUGGGAGUGGGACUCAUAUGACAAUAAGUGAAGCUUUAGGUGCAUCAAUGGCUGGAGGAGGAGGGAGGACUGUGAUUCAUGUGAAAGCUGGGACUUACCAUGAAUAUAUCAAGAUUCCAACAAAGCAAAAGAAUGUCAUGUUGAUUGGUGAUGGGAAAGGAAAAUCUGUGAUUGUUGGUGAUAGAAAUUACGAAGAUGGUUGGACUACCUAUGAAUCUGCCACUGUUGGCGCCAUGGGAGAUGGAUUCAUAGCACGAGACAUAACAUUUUUGAACAGCGCCGGACCAUCAAAACACCAAGCGGUGGCACUCCGCGUAGGCUCGGACAAAUCGGUGAUCUUCCAAUGCUCCAUCAUCGGCAACCAAGACACACUCUACACCCUGUCCAAGAGACAAUUCUACAGAGAUACCGACAUCUACGGCACCGUAGACUUCAUCUUCGGAGACUCAGCCGUCGUCUUCCAAUCCUGCAACAUCUAUGCUCGAAAACCGGCUUCAACGAACGUCAAGAACUUCAUCACGGCCCAAGGCCGGUCCAGCCCGGACCAGAACACCGGGAUUUCCAUCCACCGCUGUAAGAUCUCGGCCGCCAAUGACCUUGCUCCUGUAAAAUCCAAAUACGAAACUUAUCUCGGAAGGCCGUGGAAGCAGUACUCGAGGACUGUUAUCAUGCAGUCUUUCAUCGACGAUUCUAUUCACCGGUCCGGUUGGUCUCCUUGGUCCGGCGGUUUCGCUCUCAAAACGCUUUACUAUGGGGAGUAUAUGAACUCUGGACCUGGUUCUUCAACUGCUUUUAGGGUUAAGUGGCCCGGUUGUCAUCCUUCACUCACUCCUGCUGAAGCUAAACCUUUCACUGUUGGCAGUUUCAUCGCAGGUGAUCUUUGGUUGCCUGCCACUGGUGUUUCUUUUGACUCGGGUUUGCUUGGAUAAACUCUAAACGUCGUGUCAAUAAAAUAGCCAAUGACCAUAAGGUUCAUUUGAUAUGCAGGAUUGGAUUGGAUCGGAUUGGAAAUGAUUAUUUUUAAGUUUAAUUUUAAAAAAUGUUUGAUACUACUGAUGGAUAGACUUAAAUUACUCUGACUCAAUCCAGUACUGUCCUGCAUACCAAACUACUCUGAUCCUUAUAGUUAGGUCUACAGCUUUGUAAAUGAUAUUAUUUGUUUAAUAAUAAGUUCUGUGUUUAUACCAUCUUCUGUUUUGGUCAAAAUCAACUGAAAAGGGUGCAGCUGAAUGAGCUGAGGCUGAACUGCUAUGUGGAGAAAACAAAUGUAAAGUUAUGAGUUAGUCAAUUUGGGUUGGUCCAGCUAGGUCAUGACCAAAAAUCAGUGCUAUAAGCUUUUCAUGGCACAUGUGUAUAACUGAUAUGUAUGUACAUUUUCACCAAAAAAAAAAAUAUAUAUAUAUAAUAAGGGUAUAUGUAUGUACAUUGUGUCUUUUUCA